UAAGUGUAUAUCAUGAAUUUUCUAAUAACAAUAGCGAUUUAUGUGCUGUUAACCGUUAUUGCUCUAAAGAUUAUUCAAAACUGUCAAUGGGAUGGUGCAGAGCAAAAGUGUGUCUAGUCGGAAAAACCGCUUUGGUAACAGGCGGUAAUUCUGGAAUUGGAUACCAAACCGCAUUGCAUUUGGCAUCCCGAGGAUGCAGAGUGAUAAUAGCCGACAUCGUUGAUUCUGAAUCCAGUAGAAAGCAAAUUGUUGAAGAAACUGGUAACGAUAAUAUCAUAUACAAAUGGUUAGAUUUGGGCAGUUUGCAGUCAACUCGAAAAUUUGCCAAAGAUAUUAUAAAGACUGAACCUAGAUUAGAUAUCCUGAUCAACAAUGCAGGUGUUGCUGGUUUUGCUGAAAUCUGCAGCGACGAUGGAAUAUUGAUGGAUAUGCACAUUAACCAUUUCGGUUCAUUCCUUUUAACACACCUAUUAGUUGAUCUCUUAAAGCAAACGCCAAAGAGUCGCGUAGUAUUUGUCAGCUCAAAUAUGGCCUUCUUGCACCAACUGAAGACAGCGGAAGACAUCAAUAGACCAUCCAAGUUCAACAACAAGGAUUUUAAGACUAUUAUCAAUUACAGCAACAGUAAGUUAUGUAAUAUAAUCUCUGCAAGUGGUUUCGCAAAAAGACUCACGAAGUUUGGUAUUACCGUGAACGCCGUACAUCCAGGCUCAGUCUGCACUGAAAUUUACAAUUCCUCUAGAAACCGUCUUGGGGAUUGCACAUGGAUUUUCAAGAUUUUCCACUUAGUAUGCAACAUAAUCACCUGGUGCUUUGGAAAAAAUGCAGAGGAGGGCGCUCAGACAUCUUUGCAUUGCGCCAUCGACAAAUCCGUUGAAGGAAUAUCCGGGAAAUUUUUCUUCGAUUGCAAAGUGUUUAAAAUCCCGCCAAAAGCAGCAGACGGGGAUUUCUCAGAAGCCGUUUGGGCUGAGAGCGAAAAGAUAGUAAAAUUAUCACAGGAGGAGAAAAUACAAUAAUCGUAUUAAAUAUUUUUUUAGUGAUAUUACCUGCUAGUUUUAUUUUUAAU
Nicrophorus vespilloides is the source of this 1066-nucleotide messenger RNA. Its product is annotated as retinol dehydrogenase 14-like. The transcript has 4 exons. Lineage: Eukaryota; Metazoa; Arthropoda; Insecta; Coleoptera; Silphidae. The record is from RefSeq and is a predicted model, not a curated record. The coding region runs from base 87 to 1016 and encodes 309 amino acids.